GGAUUGACCAAUCACAUCACAUUGUUUAUCAGCUCGUGCAGUAUCAAAAAAAUGGCGGGUACACAGCAAACAACGAAAAACACGAUUACCCUGAGAGGAUCGAGUGAAACUGUUGCAGAAUUCUUUUAUUAUGGAAUCAAUAACCUGUUAUACCAGAGAGGGAUCUAUCCAGCAGAGACCUUCACAAGAUGCGACAUGUACAAGUUACCCCUGCUGACAACCACGGAUGAGGAACUCAAGACCUACCUGACUUCAGUAAUGGAACAACUAAAAGAAUGGUUGAAUCAGCAGAUUGUACAGAAGGUGGUUGUGACAAUCUCCACUGAGGGAACCAAUGAGGUGCUGGAGAGAUGGCAGUUUGAUAUAGAGUGUGAUAAAUCCAUGACACACGACAGUAAGCCAAGGGAGAAGUCACAAUCAGAGAUUCACAAAGGAAUACAAGCAGUCAUCAAGCAAAUCACAGCUUCCGUCACAUUCCUGCCUCUCUUAGAAACAGCCUGUAAAUUCAACCUGCUCAUCUACACGGACAAGGACCUGAACACUCCAGAAAAAUGGGAGGAGUCUGGACCGUCGCUGAUCGAGCACUCUGAAGAGGUCAGGUUAAGGUCAUUCACAACGUCAAUCCACAAGGUCGAUGCUAUGGUGUCCUACAAACUCAUGGAUGGUAUAUAAAAGGAAAUAUAAUUAAAUGUUUUCUUGAAGUAGCUCAUUACAGAGCUCAUUACAGAGUUCUAUGUGCUCUGUCUGUAAACAAGGUUGAUGCUAUGGUGUCCUACAACUCACGGAUGGUAUAUAAAAGGAAAUAUAAUUAGAUGUUUUCUUGAAGUUCUUGAAGUAGCUGAUUUCCAGGGUUCCAUGUGCUCUGUCUGUGAAGGAUGAAAUGUAUGAUUCAUAAAACCUUAACAGAAAAGCAAACAUGUUAUGCCGCUGUUAACUUAGAGUGGUGAAACAUGAAGUAUGACAUCAUUUGCUGUUGGCUUAUACUAUUAUGUCAUGGGACACGGUACUAUGUGGUAGAAUACUGCACAAUGUAAUAAAGGGCAUUUUCUUUCUUCCUGCAUUUAUUUAAUAAAUCAAUGGUACAUCUAUUCUUGUCUAUUGCAUGAAUAAAUAAGGGGCUGCAGAAUUUGGAGGUGAAUUUGUUAUUAUUAUCAUUAUUGUGUAUUUGUCGUCACCUGAGCCUGGGAGGCGAAAAGCGAACUGAAUCACUGCAACCCUUGGGUCUCUCCUCCUGGAAUAACUGAUUGGGAUAGUGCAGGUGAACCACUACACAGGGUUUCCCCCUACUCUUUAAUAUACGGCUAGUGCAGUGGGUUCUCAACAUGCAAAGGUGGUGACUCUCCUCUACACGGGCCUCCAUUUGAACUAGUUAUUGAUUGAUCAUAUAACCCUGUUCUUUUUUGGUGCUUGCCUGUGUUUUCAGAGGCUGAAAUGAGUAAAGAUUUCUUUUAAAUGGGAUAAUGAAGGAUGUUUUAUGCACUAGAUAGCAAUCCAUCAUUAAUGCCCCUAGUUGUACCUCUCUACAAUUUUGAAGUGCCUAUUUUUGCCUUAACUUGCACUUAUUUCCAUGUCACUUGUAAAAGGAGCCUGUAUCAAUUUGUUCAUGUCCUGGUAUUAUGAAUCUCUGCUCUUAAAAAUUCAUCUUUUCCCUCUAAA
Molecule: messenger RNA, 1656 nt
Organism: Strongylocentrotus purpuratus (purple sea urchin)
Lineage: Eukaryota; Metazoa; Echinodermata; Echinoidea; Camarodonta; Strongylocentrotidae
Gene: mad2l1
Product: mitotic spindle assembly checkpoint protein MAD2A
Exons: 5
Coding region: 52-672 (206 amino acids)
Biological process (GO): mitotic spindle assembly checkpoint signaling
Cellular component (GO): nucleoplasm; cytoplasm; kinetochore
Source: RefSeq, a predicted model, not a curated record